Oreochromis niloticus (Nile tilapia) is the source of this 774-nucleotide messenger RNA. RefSeq names its product rano class II histocompatibility antigen, A beta chain. NCBI's taxonomy places the organism in Eukaryota, Metazoa, Chordata, Actinopteri, Cichliformes, Cichlidae. The record is from RefSeq and is a predicted model, not a curated record. The transcript has 4 exons. Bases 68 to 433 code for a protein of 121 amino acids.
ACAUCCUCUAGUUAAGCCGUAUGUCAGACUUCACUCCACAACACCUGCUUACAGUCACCAUCCUGCCAUGUUGGUCUGCAGCAUCUAUGACUUCUUCCCCAGUAAGAUCAAAGUGAGCUGGCUGAGAGAUGGACAGGAAGUCAGCUCUGAUGUCACUUCCACUGAGGAGAUGGCAGAUGGUGAUUGGUACUACCAGACCCACACACACCUGGAGUACACACCCAGGUCUGGAGAGAAGAUCUCCUGUAAGGUGGAGCACGCCAGCCUGGAGAAACCUCUAAUCACUGACUGGGACUCGUCCAUGCCUGAGUCAGAGAGGAACAAGCUCGCCAUCGGAGCCUCAGGACUGAUCCUGGGUCUGAUCUUAUCUCUGGCUGGAUUCAUCUACUACAGGAGGAAGGCCCGAGGUCGUAUCCUGGUUCCCACUAACUGAGCCUGGAUCCUGGUCCUGGUUCUGUCUGAUGUUAUAAAAGCAGCUGCUUCCUGUGUUCAGCAGACUGAUGAUGAUGAUGAUCUCUGUCUGGACUCUGAACCUGAUCCAGGAUCUCAUUGUUGUUGGUGCUUGUUGUGGUUUUACUGGGAAGGUUUUGGACCAUGUUUAAUGUGGACUCUUGUGUUUGAUGCUUUAUGUGCACCUCUGCUGUUUAAUCCAUGUGAUGUAAUCCCUGUAAUCCAUGUGUCUGAAUGAUUUGGGUGUUUCUGCUCAUCUGAUUAACACAGAUCACAGAUUUUUACUGGAGGUCAUUGUUCUAAAAUAAAUGAUUCAAACUUUGA